This is a messenger RNA of Bufo bufo (common toad), 1589 nucleotides long. RefSeq names its product torsin family 3 member A (gene TOR3A). The transcript has 6 exons. Bases 192 to 1349 code for a protein of 385 amino acids. Gene Ontology annotation, cellular component: endoplasmic reticulum lumen; nuclear envelope. Gene Ontology annotation, molecular function: ATP binding; ATP hydrolysis activity. The record is from RefSeq and is a predicted model, not a curated record. Lineage: Eukaryota; Metazoa; Chordata; Amphibia; Anura; Bufonidae.
GAGGAGAGAGAAUGGGAGUGAGAACACCACAUAUAAUCCAGGGACAGAUCCACAGUGAAGAUGCAGUCAGACAGAAUCAGAUGUCAACAAGAACAGGACGUUGUAUGUCAAUGCAGCACUAAGUAACAGAGUAAUAAAUCCUGCAGAAUUCCCAAGGAUUUGGUACUACUUGCAGAUCGGACGUACCAGGGAUGAUCAGCUCAGCUCCUCUCCUACUGCUACUUCUACUGAUCACCCCUAAAGUGCAUGGCAGUGGGGAUGUUUUGGGCCUAGGAGAACUGAAAGGGGAAGAUGGAGAAGACAAGAAAGAUAGCCUAUGGCUAUCCGGUGCCCAAGAGAUGCAAGACUUGGCACAACUUUCCUGGGAGUACGUUCAGGACCUCCAGUGCUGGUUGUGGCCAGAGAAGUGUGAAGAUACAAGGAGCCAUACAGAAUGGAGCUGGAACAGCAUUGGGUGGGACUCCCUAAACCUCCUGACGGACUUGUAUGCCAAAGUAUUGGAUAGCACUGAUUUUGCACGAGGGUCAAUUACUAACAAUCUCACAGGUCUGCAGUGGGACAUGGACAGGAGAGUUUAUGGACAGCACCUGGCUGUGAGGCAGAUAGUAACUUCUCUAACAAGGUUUCUGCAGGAAGAUAGCAAAAAGAAGACAUUGGUUCUGUCCUUCCAUGGUUGGACAGGUACCGGUAAGAACCUGGCUGCCCGGAUAAUUGCUGAGAAUCUAUAUCGCGAUGGGCAGCGGAGCCUGUGUACGAAAGUCUUCAUCCCACAGCUGCACUUCCCUCACCUCUCACACGUGGAAGCAUACAAGGUUCAGCUGAGAAAGCAGAUCCAGGCGGUCUCCUCGCACUGCGCGCAGCCCCUGUUUGUGUUUGAUGAGACAGACAAGCUGCCGGCGGCGUUUCUCCAGUCCCUUUUACCUCUUUUAAACCCGGACGAGACAAAGGACACCAGAAGCAUCUUUAUAUUCCUCAGUGGAAGUGGUGCAGGCGUGAUCAAUGAGGUAGCGCUUAACUUCUGGCGAGCCGGGCGUCUUCGGGAGGAGAUCACGCUGGAUGACUUGGAUCGUCCACUGAGGAUGGCAAUCGAGCAGAUGAAAGAUCAGCUCCUGACCCAGCAGCUGUGGACGCACAAUCUCAUUGAUGAAUAUGUGCCUUUUCUGCCCUUGGAACGCCAUCACGUGAAGCUGUGCACUCGAGACGCCAUAGAAGCCCGAGGCCUCCCCCACAACGAGGGCGCCCUGGACUCUGUUAUCCAAGAACUUCUGUUUGUGCCAAAGGAAGAGAAGAUCUUCUCAGCUCAAGGAUGCAAACAAGUGGCCCAAAGAAUCAACUUCAAGAAGCUCUAAUUCAGUGGCUAAAGACUCUAAGGAGCUUAAUGAAAUCUGACCAGACAGAAGAAGAAGCCUCAGCCUAUGGAGUAUCUGAAAUGAGGACUGGCAAGGGAUACUACUGCCCUCAACAUCUACACAGUAGCUGCUAUGCACCAGUUUACAGAGUAUACAGCAGAUAUGCCUGAGCAUGUUAGACUACUUUCACACUAGCAUUUUAGUUUUCCGGUCUUGAGAUCCCUCCUAGGGGCUCAAUAC